AAACAGAAAAACUGCUGAAAUCGUCUUUUCCUCCAAUCUUCUCAGUUGUCUUCUCUCCUCUGUUGUAGGGUUUACGAGGAACUGGUAGCAAUCUCGUUUCAUUCUCAUCUUCCUGAACAAUCUGAACCUGCACUGUGUUUCCUGAAGAUCGGGGAGUCCGGUAAGGAAGCGCAGUUUCACUGGAAUUAUUUUCUGUUUAAUUUCACGGUUCGUAUCUGUACCGGAUACUGAUGAAAGCAAAUUGGGGUUUGGAUUUUGAAUUAAUCGUGCUUCAUGCUCGAAAUGCGACGGUGGCAUUAGCUGACAAUCUAUGCACUCGCCAACGAGAUCAUUUGGGUCACAGAUUAACUCAGGUUGUGGAUGGAUACUGAAGCCGGACAGCCAAAACAGGAGCGCUCAAGAACAAGGUGGACGGCAUCCCUUGAUAGGAUAUUUGCAGACUUGGUAGUGAAGCAAAUUCAAUUGGGAAACAGACCAAACAAUGUUUUUGAUAAGAAAACCUGGAAUAACAUACGUGAUGAAUUCAACCAGCAAACAGAUCUCAACUUCAAUAAUAAUCAGUUGAGAAAGCACCUGGAUGUUCUGCGAACACGCUUCUAUAACCUGAAAUCAGCUUAUGAUCAAAAUGACUUUGCAGGCAUGGAGGAUUCCUGUUGCAUCGGGUUUGACCUGUGGGAAGAUAUUGGGGCACAGCCUAGGCCUGAGCCAGUCAAAAUCAAGGACUGCCCCAUAUAUGAGCAACUAUGCACAAUAUUCACUGAUUCAUCUGCUGAUGGGAAAUAUGCCCAAUCAAGUCACUUUGAGGGAUUGGAUAAAGCUGUUGCAAAUGAUACCGGAGGCUUAACUUCAUGUCCAGAGGGAGGGUCUACACAACCUGAUUAUCCAUCAACCUCAAAAUUAGCACAAAACAACCCAUUGCCAGAAAAGUUAACUAAGAGUAUUGCAGAGAGAAAAAGAAAACGACCAUCUGAGACACUAUCUUCUUUGGAUCAGAGCAGAAAGGAUGAAGAAAUGUCUGAGGCUAUGGCAGGAGCCAUGUUAGAUAUGGUUGCUGCUUGGAGGUCAAGGAGGACAACUGCCACAAAACGGAGUGAUGACAAAUUUAGCAUAACUAAUUGCAUUAAAGCAUUGGACGAGAUAGAAGACAUCGAAGAUUGGCUCUAUUUUGCAGCUCUAGACCUCUUUGAAGAUUCCAGUUUAAGAGAAAUCUUUAUCUCUCUAAAAGCUGGGAAGAUUAGGUUGACAUGGUUGCAAGGGAAGUGUGGCAAACCCGGGACGUCCCCUGUCUAAGUUAGAGGCUGAAUCUUUGGCUUUUUUGAAAGUGUAAAGAUCUUUUAUACAAUUGUUCACUUUUAGGGAGCUAGUUUGUUCAUACAUUGGCUACAUAGUACAUAUUGAUAGAUUAGAUGUUCUAAUUAUGCCAUUACCAAUGUGCAAAGGCGCGUAUAUACAUGUAAUUUUGCAAAUAGCGAAAUUGUGCUUUUGCAUUGGCUGGCAAUUGAAUAUUGUCAGUUUGUAGAUU
Molecule: messenger RNA, 1522 nt
Organism: Theobroma cacao (cacao)
Lineage: Eukaryota; Viridiplantae; Streptophyta; Magnoliopsida; Malvales; Malvaceae
Product: L10-interacting MYB domain-containing protein-like
Source: RefSeq, a predicted model, not a curated record